AGUGUAUGCGCAGAGGAGCGAGCCUGUGAGGCAGUACUUUGGGAACAAAAACACCAGUGACUAGCUGAGCUGGUGCAUGAACUUCUGUGAAACGAAACUUAAGCGGGGCCGUCGAGACACGACAGUAAAAAAAACACCUUAAUUUGGUGAUUAUAACAAUGACCAUGUGGUAUAUUUUCACUUUCUUGCACUGAAUUGUGUUUUCAUGAAUCAACUGACUCUGCUGAUUGGUAGAGGAGCAGAAUGGACCCUGGCAGGCUCAAGCGUAAAGGGGAAAUCAACAAGGCCCUACAAUUUAUACAGUCCUCUCUGGCUUAUCCUGACCCUCAAGGCUAUCAGGAUUUUUUAACUGGCUUAGUCUGCAACCUCUUGGAGGAAGGGAAUGCACUGUUCAAAGACAGAGCAUGGGAAGAGGCUGUGAAGGAGUUCAGUGAAGGUCUCAAUGUUGCUCAGUAUGCCUCCUCAGAAGAUAUCUGCAUCCCAGAAGUACUACUGGAGAGCCUAUAUGUGAACCGUGCUGCUGCAUAUUAUAGUAUGGGUGAAUAUGGGCGAGGUGUAGAGGACUGUGAUAAAGCUCUCUUGGUGUGUAAAGAAAGCCGCCGUGCUCUGUUCAGAAAGGCCCUCUGCCUGAAAGAGCUGAAGAAGUACAAGGAGGCCUAUAGUUGCACCACUGACUGUCUGCUCAUCAGUCACAUGGACAAUCAAGUGAAUGAGCUUGCACAAGAGUUGGCCAUUCAGUUGGGACUCAAGAUACGUAAGCCCUUUGUCAGUGUAAAGAUGUGCACGAAUUAUACAGGAAAUGGUUCUUGUCCUCUGCCCACAAUUACUCAAGAAAACUUCUCUAGCCAAGACCCUACUCUGCUGACAGCUCAGGGCGCUUCUCAGAUGGCUGUCUCCUCUGUGCCAGAAAUGCUCGAUGACUCUGACGUGAUGGGAGAUGACUUGGACAGUUUACUAGACACCCUCCCUAAUGAGCCGACACCAACUGAGACCCAUCUCCAAGCCUUCUCAAUCCCCGGUGUGGAGACCCCCUCCAAACACGCUGUCCCUCCUGUCCUCCCUGCCCCGACACCACAGCUGCCCCCGGCCUUCUUCAGCUCAGCUGGCAGCCAGCUCAACUGCCUGGACUCCUUUGCUGCCAGCGGAAGCAUGGUUUCCACACUGGAUGCUCUUGAUGACGUUUCAACUUCACACAAUUUAGACCAACCGCAUUUAAUUUUAUAUGGGACAGCAGCUUCAAAUGCUGUACUGACUACGACACAAAACUCCCUGAAUGAUCUUGACUCAUUAGACGACCUACUGCCUUCAGAGACCACUACUGCAGAAGAGGCUUCUAUAUCAAAUAAUGAAAUACAAAAAUAUAUUAAGGAAGCUUUGGAUAUGCCUCAUAAGCAUGCUGCAACUGGUUUCAGUGGUGAAAAGGGGUUAAAUGCCCUUGAUUCCCUUGAUUCCCUUGAUGCUCUCGAUGCUCUCGACACGUUUUCCUCUACAGAGAAUAUGGCAGCAGAGGUGGGAGCUGGUUUGGACGCACUCUCAGAUUUCCAGUUAAAUGAUGAAUGUUCUCUCCGCCCUGCACCUCUGAAAACUUCAAUUAAAGAAAGAAAUAAGCAUUCACCAGCCAGAGGGCCAAAGCCCUUGACCUUGACCCACGAGUUUAUGCUGGCAUGCUCAACAUGUUACCCUCGAACAGGAAGGGGGAUUUAUACAUUUGUUCACAAGCCUGACCUUGUGCACAGCUGUGAGAAAGACAUUUUACUAUGCCGAGAAAAGGACAGUAUUUUACCCUGGACCAGAGUUCGGCCCAUGCCUGCGUGGACAUCUUUUACUGGGCCAUUUGUACUUUGCAAAGAAUUACUGAAAUCUGGAGAACUCGGUUUAUGUAAAUAUGGAGAGAACUGCACAUUCGCCUUUAACCAGACUGAGAUUGAUGUUUGGACCGAGGAGAGGAAGGGGAGGUUCAACCGUAACCUGCUGUCCCAAAAGCCAGCUAUGAAGCAAGAGCCUGUCAGUGGCAUCAUACAGAUUCUUCAGGAAAACAAGGGCAUGUUUAUCUUUCUAUGUGGGGCAUGCUUUGACUGUAAACCUACUAUAAUAAGUAAACGCAGCAGAGAUGAUGACACUGUCUGCUCUAACACAAGUGUUCGACAUCUGUUUGAUGCCAAUAAAUGCUUGGCAUUUAUGAUGAGGAACAUCACAGUGAGGUACAGAAAGGUCCGCCCUCUACACCUGAACUGCCAUUUGGAUUUAUGUCGCCAUUGUAUCAGAUAUGGGUGUCUAUUGGGUGAUGAGUGCAUGUUUGCUCACUCCGAUGUCGAACUCAAAACAUGGAAACUACAGAGAGAGACUGGAACCAAACCAGAGGAGAUAGUUAAAGUAUCCACUGAUUACUAUGAAAAACUAAACAAAAAUACAAGCAAUCAACAGAGCAACAAAUCUUUGGGUCCAGGAAAACCAAAAGGAGGAAGACCUAAGGACUCUCUCAACAUGAGGAUGAGGUUUGUCUGUGGUCACUGCUGGCGUGAUGGAGUCACAAGUGACCCAGACAAGUCACUCAAGUAUUGCUCAGCUAAAGCUAAACAUAUGUGGACUAAAGACAAGAGAAUAUUGCUGGUGAAAUCCUUGGAGAGAGAUAGAAGUAAAUGGGUUAUGGUUCGAACACUGCCACAUUGCAAGCAUUUCCCAUUGCAUUAUGAUAUAUGUCAUCGAAUAUUGGACAGAGGAAAAUGUAACGUGGGGAACUGCACAUUUGCCCACAGUCAAGAAGAGAAGGAUAUGUGGACUUAUAUGAAGAAUAAUAAAUUAGUGGAUAUGCAACAAGUAUAUGACAUGUGGCUAAAUUUAAGCACUUUGAACCACCAAAAUGAAGAACCUGUUGUAACCCAGCCUUCGUCUGAAGAGAAAUGCAUCGUGAUGCCAACAGACUGUGCUGAGCCAAUGGAUGGCUUUCACUGCAGACUUUGUGGUAGACAUAGCAACAGUGAAAAACAGUGGCAGAAGCAUAUCUCCAGUGAAAAGCACAAAGAUCGUGUGUUCAGUUGUGAUGAAGAAGAGAAAGCCCUGACAUGGAAUUACAGAUUCCCAGCAAAAUGCUUUAAUCUCUGCCCCAGGCUGGAUGAUAACUGUCCUGAUGGCAUGAGCUGCGACUAUGCCCAUAGUCCAGACGAGUUGCAGGAGUGGAUUGAGAGAAGAGAUUUCCUCCGACGUAAACUAGCCAGAGCCAGGGAGGAUAUGCUCAUAAUGCCUGAUGAGUCUGACUUUGGAAAGUAUAACUUUCUUCUGCACGAUUGAUAUUACUGGCUACUUUCUUGGAUGUAAUCAUCUAUACCAAAUACUGACACCUUACAAUUGUGCUAAGGCCUGCGACACUCACAGGAUGCAGUGGAUUUUGUAUUUCCCUAAAAUCAACACACAUAUAUCUUUGAGAUACACUUAAUCAUAUUUUUGUUGGCACAAAGUCAUAAAUGCACAAAACAUUUAUAAUGGCUUCAUAUACUCAGUUAUAUCAGCUUUGUUACACACUUAACAAAUUCAGAGGCAGCAGUUCUACAGGUUGUGGUAUUGACAGACAUUAUUCAUAAGAAUCACUAAUGCCUUUCCCAGUUUUGUAUUCCAUGUUUUUAAAGGCUUCAGUUUUUGCAUAAAAAUGACCUCAUAACGAUUUUGAGUUUAAUGUUCCCAAACCAAUAAAAACAAUGUCAUUAA
Molecule: messenger RNA, 3702 nt
Organism: Boleophthalmus pectinirostris (great blue-spotted mudskipper)
Lineage: Eukaryota; Metazoa; Chordata; Actinopteri; Gobiiformes; Gobiidae
Product: zinc finger CCCH domain-containing protein 7B-like
Exons: 21
Coding region: 244-3288 (1014 amino acids)
Biological process (GO): miRNA processing
Molecular function (GO): metal ion binding; miRNA binding; protein binding
Source: RefSeq, a predicted model, not a curated record